AUGAAAAAAGAUUUGACACUCACCUGUAGACAAGGCGGAAGGACAGAGAGCAGAAAGUAGCACGAAGACCUUUCUGCCCAGCAUAUAGUGACUUUGCUAAGGCUAGUCUCCUUGCCAUAUAGCUUACAUUUUGAGAUAUCAAACGAUGGAUAUUUAUUACAUUUAGAGCGAAGAGGAGACAUAUACGUUAACAAGUUGCUGUUUGACAAGCUGCCAACGCACUCUUCAUGGAUGACAGGGGGAGACGACAGGGGAAGAACAAAGUGAAACAGUGUUACAUCUGAGCUCAGCCCUUCAGCCAGAGGAUCAAGCCCACCAUCCUGACGCCAGUGCAUGUGGGCCCUGACGUUGUUCUAACACAGGAGGCAGGGAACACAAAGGCCUACCAUCAUGCACUAUAGACAGACAGACGAAGGCUGUGGGGACGCAGGGAGAAGCAGGCCACCUCCAGGCAGAACUAUCUCUCUGGUGUUGGUGAUCCUGGUAGCCCUGGCCCCGUCUAGCGUGCGUGGCAGCCUGGAGGACACCCUGGGGGAGAUCAUAACCAUGGAUCUGGAGGCCUCCAUGCACUCCUCUGUGCUGUCAGAGCUGCAUGCCACAGCCUCUGUUACAAAGGGCCCUCCCACUACUGCUCCAGAAUCCUUUGCACCCACCGAAGGAGCUUCCACGGGCAUCCCAGACUCCUCUGCUGUGGUCGGCCAGGUGUUUCAGAUGAGGCUUCCACCCAGGCCAGGCAAUGGCAGCUGUAACAUCCAGCUAACCGAGAUGGGCAAGGAGAGUCUCCCCUCCUGGCUGCAUUGGGAAAGAGAGUUGUGCUUCCUCCGAGGCCUGGCCAUGGAGCAGGACAAAGGUGUGCUCCACAUCUCUGUAUCUGGAGAAGACAGAAACAGGGUUGCCAGCAGCCCAGUUGCCCACAGCAAGGAGGUUUUCUCAAUCGAGGUGUACCCAGAGGAGCGAGCCGACACUGAACCAGCCCUGUUGGCCCUCCAAUCCGAGGCCUAUGGCCACCAGCCCUUCACUUGUGGCAGUGAGGAGCCUGUCACCGUCCUCACCAUUAUCCUGGAUGCUGAUCUCACCAAGAUGGAUGCCCAGCAGAGAGUCGAUCUCUUGGCCAGCAUGAGAAAAUUCUCUGGCAUUCCUCUUGAGCACAUGAGAGUGGUCCCUGUGGUAAACAAUCGUCUGUUUGACAUGACCGCUUUCAUGGCUGGACCUGGUAAUGCCAAGAAAGUGGUGGAAAAUGGGGCCCUGUUGUCAUGGAAACUGGGUUGCGCAUUGGACCAGAGCAAUAUCCCUGACAUUAGCAGUGUCCAAUCACCAGCCAAGGAUGGGACCAUGUCCGCCAAGCUGGGCUACCCUGUAGUCGGUUGGCAUAUUGUUAACAAAAAGCCCCAUAUGGUGAAACGAGUCAGGAGGCAAUUGUACAAUACCCCCACCCCUGUGCCCUCAUUGCUUCCCCCAACCACACAUCCUGAACCCCCUGUUCGCAUUGUGCCCACCCCAACUUCACCUUCCAUUGCCCCGGCCACUGACCACUCCGCACCCCCUGUCCGUGGACCUUUGCCUCUGCCAGUGAAGCCCACUAUAAGGGUGAGGGAUCAGAUAGCCCACACUCCUGUACUGGGUCCUCCCCAGCCCACCAGAGUUAUAGGGACCACCAGUACCAUCCCCAUCCAGCCCACCAUGACCCGUCCUGUGUUUGUGGAGGCCACGGCUCUGCCUACCCCCCAAACCACCAGAAGGCCUAAGACUUCACCUACAAAGAAAACCAAAAAGCCCAAAACCUCCACUCCAGCCCCAAGAGAACCUAAAACUACAACUACCAAGCCACCCAGACGCACUACCCUUCAGUCUCUGCCUCCAGACUACAACAACAAAAAGCCUGAGAUCCGCAAUGCCAUUGAUGAGGUGAAUGUCUGGGUGGGGACGUACUUUGAGGUCAAGAUUCCCCCAGACACUUUCUUUGACCGAGAGGACGGCACCACAGACAAGCUGCGUUUGACUUUGAAGAAGAAGGACAAUGAGGUGGUGAGCGAAACCUCCUGGAUCCAGUUCAAUAGCACCAUCCAGCUGCUGUACGGCCUGCCUGAGCAGGAGCACGAGGGCAAACAUGAGUACUUCAUGCUGGCCACUGACAAGGGAGGCAUGAGCACAAUAGACGCCUUUGAAGUACGUGUGAACCGCUGGUCCACCAACGACAAACCCCCCGUUGUAUUCGCUGCCCGGUUCCACGGUGACCCCAAGACACUGACUGAUGACAUCCACAAGAAGAUCCUCCUGACCAGGAAGCUGGCGUAUGCGUUGGGGGAUCGCAACAGCAGCACGGUCACUCUGAAGAGCAUCACCAAGGGCUCUAUUGUGGUGGAGUGGACCAACAACAGCCUCCAGCAAAACCCCUGCCCAAAGGAUCAGAUUGCUGUCCUCAGCAGCAAGAUCUCCGACCCCCAGGGCAGGCCCAAGCUGGCCUUCACCAAGGCUAUGGAGCCAGAGUUUAAAGCAAUCAACAUCUCUGUUCAUGGCACCAACAAGUGUCAGAGCUACACAUUUGUUCCCCCGAGAGAGGUGGCGAUCCCUGUCCCUCCCACAGCAACUCCUUCCCCGGGCACAGGUCGUAGGAGCAGCGACGAUGUCUACCUGCACACAGUCAUCCCGGCCGUGGUGGUGGCAGCGCUGCUGCUUAUAGCCGGGGUCAUCGCCAUGGUCUGCUACCGCAAGAAACGCAAGGGGAAGAUGACCAUUGAGGAGCAGGCCACUUUCAUCAAGAAAGGAGUGCCCAUCAUCUUUGCUGAUGAGUUGGAUGACUCCAAGUCCCCUCCUUCCUCUAGCAUACCCCUUAUCCUCCAAGAGGAGAAGCCUCCCCUGCCCCCGCCAGAGUACCCCAACAUGGCGGGUCCCCACAGCACCUUGCUCAGCCAGGACCUGCUCGAGGAGUACUCCAUGUAUCAGGACGAGGAUCCCAACGCACCACCCUACCAGCCCCCUCCGCCGUUCACCGUCCCCAUAGAGGGCAAGGGCUCCCGCCCCAAGAACAUGACGGCAUACAGGUCGCCCCCUCCCUACGUGCCUCCCUAACGCUCACAGGAGCCUAUGUCUGGGAAGGAGGAGGUCUGUGGUGACGGUUGUUUGUUUGAAAUGAAUGAAAGGAGUAAUUUUACAUAUCUGUUCAAUAAAAUGGCUUUGGAGAGGAACAGGCAACUAGACCCAUAUAAAUGACCAUCGUGGAUACUAUUCAGUACUGUACAAGUCUACUGGCACAGGACAACUGAACAGAAACUGUUUGUAACUCUAGCACUCUUUUUCUUGUCCUUCAGUUUUGCUUUUGACUCUUGCGUAAUCUUUUCUUUUUCUUUUUUUUAUCUCUUUUUGCCAAGAAGAAUCAUUUUUAUCUGAGAAGAUGUACUGUUUCUAUUGUAUAGAACAUAAUAAAGAAGCAGGAAAGACUGCAAGCUAGAGGGCCUUGGAGCAAAUGUCACCAUGACAACAGACUUGAGGCUCUCACUCACAGCGUUAAUCUUUAUACCAAUUCAGUAUAUCGCUUUUAUCCGUCUGUGGGUUAGGUUUACUAAGACUUUGCACCUGUUAUUUCUAGAGGGGAAUAUAAGACAAAAAGCCAAACUAAAAGCAUGAAACCAUCCUUUUGUUACAGAUAAUUUUAAGUUCUUUUUUAAUCAUUCAUUUUUCCUCUUUGUCACAUGUUUAGUUCCCUCUUGACAAUAACAUGUGCAAAUUUGCACUUAGGCAAAUUCUUACUAAAACUUACUCUUUGUGUCUUGCAGAAGUGAACAUUGUAAUGGUAGUCAUAAAAGGACACUAUCUUAUUUCUUUUAACACACCACUGGACUGAAAGGUCAUCUGUUACUUAAUCAAUACGGGCAGCAGUACACUGAUCACGCUUGUUGUUAAUGUAGCCUAAUUGAAUUUCAAAACAGGAAUAAUAAUUAAGACAUUUACAGUGUGUUAACCUGUCACUGACCCUGCUGUCCACAACAAGAAAUCUGGAUUCUGGGGUUGCUAAGGUAAUGCUUGGGACAGAACAACCUUCAUGGGGUUUUGGUACCACCACAAUGCAGGGUCAAUUAGAUGCUGUUUUUAGCAGCCGAGGGAGAAUCAGUAAUGGAAGGUAGAUGUAUGUUCUACAUUACACUUUUUGUCGUGGGUGUGAGGGGGAAGGUACAGUACUGUAUUAUCACUGCUCUGCCUCUUUGCUGCUGCACUGUCUUUGUAGUGUGCUGCCUGUUCUAGGUUCAGAAGAGGCAUGGGGACAGGUGUGUGUGUACAUAAUGGUGUGCCUGUGAUGCUGAACAUCCUCCAUAACGUUAGGGUUUUAUCAAUAGAGUUAGUAGGGACAGUGGGGUGGGGGGGGGAGAAUCAUUUUAUUUUUAAUUGUCUGUCUAGAUUUAUGAUCAAUCUGUCAUGAACAGAAACAAUGUAAUCGUUUGUGGGAGGACAAAAAGAGUUGACUUGCCCAUCACUGAAAAUAUUGCAUCAUGUUAAGAAUAUGAUGGGAGAAGAGACCACAAGUGAAUAAUGUACGUUUCAUAUCUGAUAUCACCGUAAGGAAAAAUGGCAGAAAAAAAUCUAAUGUUUUUACUGAAUUUUUGAUACAGUCUUAAAUUGUUUUAUGAAAAUAUAUUAAUAAAGAUGUACUACUAUUUGGUAAAGCCUCAAA
Osmerus eperlanus (European smelt) is the source of this 4666-nucleotide messenger RNA. RefSeq names its product dystroglycan 1 (gene dag1). NCBI's taxonomy places the organism in Eukaryota, Metazoa, Chordata, Actinopteri, Osmeriformes, Osmeridae. The transcript has 3 exons. The coding region runs from base 391 to 3069 and encodes 892 amino acids. Gene Ontology annotation, biological process: axon guidance; morphogenesis of an epithelium; nerve development. Gene Ontology annotation, molecular function: laminin binding; calcium ion binding. Gene Ontology annotation, cellular component: sarcolemma; dystroglycan complex; dystrophin-associated glycoprotein complex. The record is from RefSeq and is a predicted model, not a curated record.